CUGUAAACUAGGGUUGUAGUUUUUUCUCUGUAUUACUUCAAUUUUUUUUUCAAAAAAAAAAAAAAAAAUCAUUUUUAUUUUUGAAGCUUUUUUCUUUCUCUUCAAUGGUGAAUGUUUAAGCUACAGUGUUACGUUUUUCUCAGUUUUUUCCAUCAAAAUUGAAAAAUCUGCUUCUGGGUUUUCAUCAUUUCUAAAAAAGUUUAUAUUUUUGAAGCUUUUCUGUGUUGUUACAAAUUUUUGUGUUUCUGGGUAUCUUAGUUUUGCAUUCAAGUUUUGAUUUUUGAAGUUUUUUAGAUUUUGGGUUGUGUUAGUUUUGGUUUGAUUCUGAGAAAAAAUGGAAGAAAGAGAGAUUUUUGGUUCUGGGCAUGCUGUUAAUGUUAACCAGGCCCCACCUGGCUUCAAUUUAGCUCAAAAUACGUUGAAUUUUGCUGGGUCCACGGGAGAGUUACCGGCUCCGGUGCCGGUUGCCGGUGGCGUGGAGGUGAAGAAGAAGAGGGGCAGGCCUAGAAAGAGUGAAUCUGGAAGUAAGCCGGCGUUGUCACCGAUGCCAAUUUCGGCUUCCAUUCCGUUGACCGGUGAUUUUUCAGGUUGGAAAAGUGGUGGUGGUGGAGGUGGAGGUGUAGUGAAGCCAUUUGAAUCAAUUAAGAAGCCUUUGAAGUUGAAUGAUUUUGAUGAAGGUAAUUUUGAUGAAGAUAAUGGAAUAUCACCCUUUGGUUCCAAUUUCAAAACACACGUGCUUACUGUAAAUUCUGGAGAGGAUGUCUCGAUGAAAAUAAUGUCUCUUUCUCAACAAGAAUAUCAUACUAUAUCCAUUCUGUCUGCGACUGGCACAAUUUCGAAUGUAACACUUCGCCAGUCGGAUGCUUGUGGCGGUACUUCAACGUAUGAGGGAGUUUUCGAGAUUCUUUCCUUGAGCGGCUCAUUUGUGCCAACCGAGAAUGGAUUGACAAAGAGCAGAUCUGGUAGAAUGAGUGUCUCACUGGCAGGUCCAAAUGGUCGUGUUUUUGGGGGUGCACUGGCUGGUUUGCUGGUAGCUGCUGGUUCUGUGCAGGUUGUGGUUGCGAGUUUUUUUCCAGAGAAGGAGAAUCCAAAGAGGCAGAGGGUCGAUCAUUCGGCACCAACUGCCCCUCCUACAUCAUCUCAUAUUAACAAUCAUGUUUCUGCCGAAGAAUUGAGAACUGAUAUUGGUGGAAUGAAGCCUAUCAUGUCACCGGCAGGUUUUAACUUCGCUUCUUUCGGCAAUGGCCAAGGCUCUGGCAACUCAUCAUCAUCUGCGGAUGAUGAGCAUGUCUAACCCUAGCCAUUAAGAUGCUCAUGCUUGACUCAUUGAUUCUUAGAAUUAUUGACCGAUGAGAUGAAGUAUCCAUUUGAUUCUCUGACUAUAAGAAAAAUUGUUAUAUUAUGUACCAGUAGGUAUUUGGUUAAAUGUAGCUCUGAUAUGGUUGUAGCAAGUAGAUUUAGGAUACAUGUUAUGUAUGCUCCUUAUUUAGAAUUUAUAACAAUGUUUGAAAUUUGAGUGAAUGUGGAAUGUUUCUAAACUUGUAACCUAACAUUAUUAUAUUAAUGGUUUAUGGUUGUGAAAGUGGAAAUUAGAUGUUAUGUUA
Messenger RNA from Medicago truncatula (barrel medic), 1604 nucleotides. Its product is annotated as AT-hook motif nuclear-localized protein 6. The record is from RefSeq and is a predicted model, not a curated record. Bases 335 to 1294 code for a protein of 319 amino acids. The transcript has 5 exons. Gene Ontology annotation, molecular function: minor groove of adenine-thymine-rich DNA binding. NCBI's taxonomy places the organism in Eukaryota, Viridiplantae, Streptophyta, Magnoliopsida, Fabales, Fabaceae.